AUGUCUAGCUCCUCGGGCUAUGUGACUGUGCCACUGAUCAGCACCAAUGAUUAGCACGUGAGCACGGUGUGCUGUGAAAACAAUAUUAUUAUUAUUGCAAUAAUACUGUGCUCAUCAAUAAUCAAGUUGUUGUUGUAAUGACAGCAAUGUUCAACGAAGGCAAAAGCAGUUCGGAGGAAGAGAGUGGAUCUGAUGAUGCCCCGGAUAGCGUGUCAUUCAACGUGAGCAAGGAUAGUGCACUGAACAAGGUGAAAUUGGCACUGCAGAGCGUUCAGCAACAGAAGCAGCAGCAGAGGAAGAAACGAAGACAGAGAGAUGAGAUUCUAAAAGAGCAAAAGAAAGAAAAACUGAAGCGUCUUGAGGCUAAAAAGUUACCGGCGGAGUUUCUAGAGAAGGUAUCUGCACUCAAACCGAGCGAGAAACCAGAAGGAAAACAGUCGAAAAAACGCAAGCAAGCAACAGAACAGGAUGAGUUGGGAUCAGUUGACGAGAAAAAUCUUGAUGAUAUGGAGGAAGAGGAUAACGAGGAGGAAAUAGAGACAGAGAGCGAUUACCUCCCUCUCAGCAAGAAUGAUACUGAGUCUCCCUUCCGAAUACGCGUGUUACGCGAGGAGCUGGUCAAAGUCAAGCCCUCUGCGCAGGUCGCGGCAGACUACCGUCACUCGAUGCUGUAUGGCAAGAGGCAGAGGAGAGUGCCAUAUGCUCAGAUGGAAGCGGUUCGGGACAAGCGCAGUGCAGCAGGGAUUGGCCGACAUCAACGAGUGACAUCAUAGUAGAAUAGGUGAUUGUUCUUGCCAGAAGAUGGCGCUACCAUAUGCAUGAGGAACAGUGCGUGAGGCUGAACGCUAUAGGAACGAAGCAGUGAUUAGGUGCAAGACAGUUUACGAAUGCAAACAUUUGCAACAGAUCGUGGCCACACGAUGGUGUGAUGAUGCGUGUCUAAUUGAACAAUGUCGAGAUGUGCGGAGAAUGAAUUUCCAGAUAGAUUCAAAGGAACGCAUUUUACUAGCAAUUUCGCAUGGAAUGGAACACAUCUGACUAGAAAUCCACCCCGAGAAAACAAUCUGAACCGAACUGUAGGUAUCAUUCGUUUAUAGCUCAAACUCUCCAUAUCUAAUACCAUCAGCAGACACUCACCAUGCUAUGUUUGGAAUCAUACAGUCAACACACAAACAAUCAUACGUGUGUGCAUACAGUCAACUUAAUACUAUCUCUGUGGUAUUGAUGGCCUGUUGCUGGCGAUGUAUUAUUUUUGAAUAAAAACGAACUGCGAUUUUAACGAGA
Molecule: messenger RNA, 1284 nt
Organism: Priapulus caudatus
Lineage: Eukaryota; Metazoa; Priapulida; Priapulimorpha; Priapulimorphida; Priapulidae
Product: nucleolar protein 58-like
Exons: 5
Coding region: 138-773 (211 amino acids)
Source: RefSeq, a predicted model, not a curated record